UUUGUGUGACCUGUAUCUUAGCUGGGUCUGGGUCACACCAACCAUGUAAGAGAGCCCACACUGGUGACGUCGCUGCAGGGCAAGAACAUCCACCAGAUCUCUGCUGGACGCUGCCACAGCGCAGCAUGGACAGCUCCCUCUGUGCCGCCUCGAGCACCAGGCUCAUCAGUUCCUCUCCAGCUGGGUCUGCCUGUGGCAGUGCCUCCUCAGUACAGCGGGUUGAAGGAGGUGAGCAUCGAGGCAGUGAGGGCUCGCCUACGCCUCCUCUACCACUUCUCUGACCUUAUGUACUCCUCGUGGAGGCUGCUCAACCUCAGUCCCAACAACCAGAGCUGUACCUCCCACUACAACGCUGGUACCUGGGGGAUUGUCCAGGGUCAGUUGAGGCCCCUAUUGGCUCCCAGAGUGUACACUCUGCCCAUGGUGCGCUCCAUAGGCAAGACCAUGGUGCAGGGAAAGAAUUAUGGCCCCCAGAUCACCGUCAAACGAAUCUCCACUCGGGGACGAAAGUGUAAACCGAUCUUUGUGCAGAUCGCUCGUCAGGUCGUGAAGCUGAACGCCUCGGACCUUCGACUGCCUUCGAGGGCUUGGAAGGUCAAACUGGUGGGGGAGGGGGCCGAUGACGCAGGUGGCGUCUUUGAUGACACCAUCACAGAGAUGUGUCAGGAGUUGGAGACAGGGGUGGUAGACCUGCUCAUCCCUUCCCCCAACGCCACAGCAGAAGUUGGCUACAACAGAGACAGGUUCCUCCUCAACCCGUCCGCCUGCCUGGAUGAGCACAUGCUCCAGUUUAAGUUUCUGGGAAUCCUGAUGGGCGUUGCCAUCCGCACCAAGAAGCCCCUGGAUCUGCACCUGGCUCCUCUGGUGUGGAAACAGCUGUGCUGCAUUCCCCUGCUGCUGGAGGAUCUGGAGGAAGUGGACCUCCUCUAUGUGCAGACGCUCAAAAGCAUUCUUCACAUUGAAGACAGCGGCAUCACUGAGGAUAAUUUCCAUGAGAUGAUUCCCCUUGAUUCCUUUGUCGGGCAGAGUGCAGAUGGUAAAAUGGUGCCCAUCAUCCCGGGAGGAAACAGCAUCCCUCUCACUUUCUCCAACAGGAAGGAGUAUGUGGAAAGAGCUAUUGAGUACAGGCUGCAUGAAAUUGAUCGACAGGUGGCGGCGGUUCGCGAAGGCAUGUCGUGGAUCGUGCCGGUGCCCCUGCUGUCCCUGCUGACGGCCAAGCAGCUGGAGCAGAUGGUGUGCGGCAUGCCCGAGAUCUGCUGCGACGUGCUGAAGAAGGUGGUGCGGUACAGAGAGGUGGAUGAGCAGCACUCCCUGGUGCAGUGGUUCUGGCAGACCCUGGAGGAGUUCUCCAACGAGGAGCGAGUCCUCUUCAUGCGCUUCGUCUCCGGACGCUCGAGGCUGCCCGCCAACACGGCCGACAUCUCUCAGAGGUUUCAGAUCAUGAAGGUGGACAGGCCGUACGACAGCCUCCCCACCUCUCAGACCUGUUUUUUCCAGCUGCGUCUGCCUCCGUACUCGAGCCAGGCUGUCAUGGCCGAGAGACUGCGCUACGCCAUCAACAACUGCCGGUCUAUUGACAUGGACAACUACAUGCUCUCCCGUAACGUGGACAACGCUGAGGGCUCGGACACGGACUACUGAUGCAGUUAGUUCCACACAUGCACACAUGAAUAAAAUUAUAGAGUCCCAGGAAUGACCGGGCACGGACUGUCUUAUUCAAACACCUCACACACACACAAACACAGAUGUAUCGUCAUCACUGCAUCAGUUGUAAGAAACUCCGGAGCAAAAUGGGCCACUUUUUACAUUUUAUGUACUUUAAGCAGCACAGAUUUUCAUUUCUCCUUGUGGUUUAUUAGCAGUUUUUAAUGACACAAAAAUCCACACAAGAAGUGCAUUUAGUAUUAGUUUUUUUUUUUCUCUCUCUCUCUUUUCUUUUCUCCCCCUCCCCCCACUACUCCACAUCCCAUUUUCUGGGUUUCUGCAUGGAGGUAAUGUUUGUUUGGAAAUGUGUAUAGAAUAUUCAGGCGAGUGGUGGAGGAAGAAAAAAGAUCAUUGUACAUUGUGUAAAAUGCUUCAUUAGGAAAAUGUUUUGCAUAAUAUCCAUAUUUAUUGUUUUCAUUGCCUAUGCCGAGUUUCCCAAAGCAUUCAGAAAAAACAACAACAACAACAAUAAAUGCUGCAUAACUGA
Lates calcarifer (barramundi perch) is the source of this 2191-nucleotide messenger RNA. Its product is annotated as probable E3 ubiquitin-protein ligase HERC1. Gene Ontology annotation, molecular function: ubiquitin-protein transferase activity. The transcript is spliced from 9 exons. The record is from RefSeq and is a predicted model, not a curated record. Lineage: Eukaryota; Metazoa; Chordata; Actinopteri; Centropomidae. The coding region runs from base 286 to 1641 and encodes 451 amino acids.